CCCGGCCGAGCCAUGGGGAGCAGCGGGGCCGGGGCCGUGUUGCUGACGCUGUCGCUGCUCCUGCAGCCCACGUCUCAGUUCUGGCUCUUCAACGUCCUCUUCCCACCCACCACCACCCCAGAAGCUCCCCCGACCAACAGCACGCCGCCCGUGGUCCUCGUGCCCGGGGGGCUCGGGAACCAGCUGGAAGCGAAGUUGGAUAAGCCGGACGUGGUGAACUGGAUGUGCUACCGCAAAACGGAGGAUUAUUUCACCAUCUGGCUCAACCUCAACACCUUUCUGCCAGUGGGAGUCGACUGCUGGAUCGAUAACACCAGGGUGAUGUACAACCGCACCUCUCGGAAAAUGUCCAAUGCCCCAGGGGUGCACAUCCGCGUGCCCGGCUUCGGGAAGACCUAUUCUGUGGAAUACCUGGAUCGGAGCAAGCUGGCAGGUUACCUGCACACCCUGGUGCAGAACCUGGUGAACAACGGCUACGUGAGGGACCAGACAGUUCGGGCAGCCCCUUAUGACUGGAGGGUCAGGCCCCAGGACCAGCCUGAAUACUUCCAGAACCUGAAGGCACUGAUCGAGGAGAUGCACGAUGAGUACCAGCAACGCGUCUUCCUCAUCGCACACAGCAUUGGCAACCUGAACAUCCUCUACUUCCUGCUACAGCAGACGCAAGCCUGGAAAGAUCAGUACAUCGGGGGUUUCAUCUCCCUGGGUGCCCCCUGGGGAGGGUCCGUCAAGCCCCUGCGUGUCCUGGCGUCCGGUGACAACCAGGGCAUCCCACUCAUGUCCAACAUCAAGCUCCGUGAAGAGCGGCGCAUGACCACCACCAGCCCCUGGAUGCUCCCAACGAGACUGGCCUGGCCCGACACCCAUGUUUUCAUCUCCACACCCUCCUACAAUUACACCUACCAGGACUACCAACGCUUCUUCACUGACAUCAACUUGGAGGACGGCUGGUACAUGUGGGAGGACACAAAGGACUUGCUGAAGGACCUGCCCCCUCCUGGGGUGGACACGUAUUGCCUCUAUGGCACGGGCUACCCCACCGUGGAGACUUACAUCUAUGACGAGCGUUUUCCUUACGAGGACCCUGUGGACAUGAUCUAUGGUGACGGGGACGACACCGUCAACAAGCGCAGCUUGGAGCUGUGCAAGCGUUGGCGCGGCCAGCAAAAGCAGAAAGUGCAAGUCCACGAGCUGCGAGGCGUCCACCACCUUAACAUGGUCUUCAGCAACCUGACGCUCAGUGUCAUCAAUGAAAUCCUGCUGGGGAGCUCGGAGGAGCAGGAGGAGCUGGAGCAGGGGAGAUCCAGCCCAGAAGUGAGGAAGGCGGGGAAGAUCCGACCCGGACGCAAAGUCCUUAAGGAGCCCAAAAAGAACUGA
This is a messenger RNA of Merops nubicus (carmine bee-eater), 1377 nucleotides long. RefSeq names its product lecithin-cholesterol acyltransferase (gene LCAT). Gene Ontology annotation, molecular function: phosphatidylcholine-sterol O-acyltransferase activity. Bases 13 to 1377 code for a protein of 454 amino acids. Lineage: Eukaryota; Metazoa; Chordata; Aves; Coraciiformes; Meropidae. The record is from RefSeq and is a predicted model, not a curated record. Gene Ontology annotation, biological process: lipid metabolic process. The transcript has 6 exons.